ACCUAAUUACCAAGUUGGAUUGCAGACAUAAUGACGCUUCCAUAGUCAAAUAUUGGGAGAAAAAACAUUGGAAAAGGAAGAGUUUGAACAGGAGAAUAAAGUACUUUAUUAAGGAUAACUAACUAGCUAGUAUUUUCUUGGCAAAAAAGUUGCUUAAAAGAUCAGAGACCCUAUUUUACUUUCUCACCAUUCAACAUUCACCAAUAAAAGAAGAUUUGAAGCCAUAAGAGUGGAAAUGAAUAGAUUAAAUGGCACAAGGAAUCUGGUAGGUAUGUUGGUCAAAAGAAAGAUGUAGAAAGCUGAGUGAAAGAUACUUUCAUCAGUAAUUCAAGAAGCAGCAGCAGCAACUAUUUUAUUCUAACCUGUCUGACAGCUCCAACCACGAAAUGGUUUUUCUUUAUUGUUUAAGGUCACUAAGAUUUCCUAAGAACUCAAGUUCCAUAAUCAACAAAGGUGAACAUAAAGUUUUAACAUCCUGUCUUGUCUCCAGCUGUUUCUGUAUUUCUUGAAUUACUGAUGAAAUGGAUAUCUGAAAGUUUUUACUCCAGGAAAAGAGAACACUAAAAGAAAAGGGAAUUUUUCACCUAAAUUCCAAAACAAUUCUUACCAUUCUCAAUAAACCAAAAGGGAAAGGAAGGCUCUACCAACUGAAUCUGAUUAAAAAAAAGAAAACAUAGUCUAUUCCCAACAAAAGUCAAAAAGAAAAGUAGAAAACAAAUCAACUCAGGUUUGGUUUCAUGCAUUUCAUAAUAGAAUAUACGUGUAGACUUGGUCUCUCCUAGACAAUUUUCAGAGUAAACCGCUCUCCUGGUGACAAUUGUCACCAUUUGGGAGCACCCUCUUCUUGUUCUUUUCUCCUUGUUUUCUUAGUGCUCCUCCUAAGGCCUCUCUCUCUCUCUGUCUAUGACUAUAAAUACGCUCAACAUCUUCCUAUCUGGUGCUGCACUCUCAAUACUACCUUUCUAGCACAACUAAACUAAACUAGACCUUGAUCCUAUAUUUGAAGUGGUUCAACUACGGGCAUAAUGGUCGAAUCAAAUCCACCUCUAUUAAACAAUUAUCUGCAGCAUUCCAACAAAAUUUCUGCUCCUGAUUGCAAUGAUGAGGAACGCAAGCUAGUUAUAAGAGAGUGCCAACUUCCCUUGAUAGACCUCAAUGCUCUAAACAGUCUAGACAAAAGCGAGAGGCAAGCUUGCUCCGAAGCCAUAUCUAAAGCUUCUUCAGAGUGGGGUUUCUUCCAACUAGUGAAUCAUGGAAUAAGUACCGAGCUCCUCAGGAAGAUGAGGAGAGAGCAAGCGAGAUUGUUUUUGACACCCUUUGAGAAGAAGGUUACUUGUGGGGUUCUAAAUAAUUCAUACAGGUGGGGAUCACCAACUGCUACUUGUCUCAAGCAGUUAUCCUGGUCUGAGGCUUUCCAUGUUCCCCUUGAUAAAGUUUCGGAACCAGCCUGCUACGGGGAGUUCACUUCUCUAAGGGAAGUGAUGAUAGAAUUUGCCACAGAAAUGUCAAAGCUUGCGAGGCUGCUUGCAGGUGUCUUGGCAGAAAACUUGGGUAGCCAAAGAGAGGAGUUUGACGAUAUUUGUCAUGAAAGUACUUGCUUUCUACGCCUGAACCACUACCCAGUUUGCCCUGUAUCACCAAAUAUUUCAGCAUUUGUGCCCCACACUGACAGUGAUUUCCUUACAAUCCUUUACCAAGAUCAAGUUGGUGGACUUCAACUGAUGAAAGACUGCAAAUGGGUGGCCGUAAAACCAAAUCAAGAUGCUCUUAUCGUCAACAUCGGAGAUCUUUUCCAGGCAUGGAGCAAUGACGUAUAUAAAAGUGUAGAGCACAGGGUUGUCGCCAACGAGAAGAUGGAAAGAUACUCAGUUGCUUACUUCCUAUGUCCUUCUUAUGAUUCAUUGAUUGGAAGUAGCAACGAACCUUCCAUAUAUAGAAAAUUUACUUUCGGCGAAUAUAGGAAACAAGUUCGAGAAGACGUCAAGAAAACUGGGCAUAAGGUUGGGCUACCAAGAUUUCAAAUUUUGACCACUGAGAAUCAUGCUCAAGAGCUUUGCUAAAACUAUAGAUGUUUUGAAGGAAAGAGUGGAUACAAAGAAGAAGAAAUACCAUUGCAAUUUGUGUAAUCAUACAAGAAAGCAUAGAGACAAUACAAUAGCUUGUAUAGAAAGUAAAAAAAUAAAAUAGGAAACAACUCACAUGCACAAGCCUCUUGCAGUGGGCGGGAUCAAAAACAAGCAAGCAGGUUGUAUGUAGAUCUCACCCCCCCAUAAUAUGUGAAGAGAUUGUUUCUAGGAAUUGAACUACUGACCUCUAGGUUCCACCCCUGCAAA
Tripterygium wilfordii is the source of this 2333-nucleotide messenger RNA. RefSeq names its product gibberellin 2-beta-dioxygenase 6-like. Gene Ontology annotation, molecular function: dioxygenase activity. The coding region runs from base 1026 to 2060 and encodes 344 amino acids. The record is from RefSeq and is a predicted model, not a curated record. NCBI's taxonomy places the organism in Eukaryota, Viridiplantae, Streptophyta, Magnoliopsida, Celastrales, Celastraceae. The transcript is spliced from 3 exons.